CUUGAACGGGCGGACGGUAAUCGUGGUGUAAAGUGAAGUGAACGCUGGUGUUUCCCUCCUCAAACUAUCGACUUACUACUCUCCGCGUAACGGCAUACAUCCGAUAUACAUUCUACCCUACAACAUGUUUGCCUUUGAGCCCCACGACGACCACCUGCAGGUGCCUCAGGCCGACCCGCUGACGGACCUGACGCACCCGGACGGCAUCCCGAUUGCCGGCGCGUCCGCAGCCCCCUUCCCCGACACCAUGGACGACGCCGACUUUGAGGAGCGCUCGAUGCGCUUUGCGCGCAACAUAGCGCGCUCGCCGCCGGUCAAGGUCGCGGCGCAGUCGCCGCACCGGCAGGCCAUGCUGAACCAGGGCUCGCACGCGCAGGCGCUGGGCGACAAGCUCAACAUCGAGCAGGCGCGCAAGAACGCGGCCAAGAAGAAGAAGAAGAAGCGCGCCAACAAGACGCCCGCCGCGCCCGCCAUGCAGACGAUCCGCGGCUUCCAGACCCCCGUCACCUCGGGCGGCGAGGAGUCGGACGUGUCCGCCCUCAGCACCCCGCGCUUCGGUCCCCACGUCGCCGACCUCUCCAGCGUGACCAGCAGCCCGGCGCUGCGCCCUACGUCGUCCUGCGCCGGUAUUAGCUCGCUGAAGUCGCAGCUGGACAAGCUGAGCAUGGGCUCCGGCGCGGCGGCGCGGCAGUCGCCCUCGAUGAUGGCGGCGUCCAGCAACGCCAGCGUCAUCUCCGACAUCGAGUCGAUCAACAGCGACAGGACGGAAAUGGACAGCUACCAAGUGAACAUUGACGAGGACUUUGCGGCGCCCGAGAGCAAAGUGGCGGGGGCUACGAGCGGGGCGGACAGCAGCGACGUGGAGCCGCCGCCGCCGCAGCAGCAGCAGCAGCAGCAGCAGAAGCAGCAGAAGCAGCAGGCGAAGAAGGGUCCCGCGCGGCCCAAGAUGACGGCCGACGACUUCGAGGUGAUUAGCUGCCUGGGCAAGGGGUCGUACGGGACGGUGCUGCUGGUGAAGCAGAAGACGACGGGGCGGCUGUUUGCGCAGAAGCAGCUGAAGAAGGCGUCGCUGACGGUGCACAAGAAGCUGGUCGAGCAGACCAAGACGGAGCGCAUCAUCCUCGAGAACGUCAACCGCCACCCUUUUGUCGUCAAGCUGUACUACGCCUUCCAGGACCACGCCAAGCUCUACCUGAUCCUCGAGUACGCGCAGGGCGGCGAGCUCUUCCACCACCUGGCCAUGGAGCGCAUGUUCAGCGAGGACGUGGCCGCCUUCUACAUGGCGGAAAUGGUGCUGGCACUCGAGCACCUGCACCGCAACAUCGGCGUCGUCUACCGCGACCUGAAGCCGGAAAACUGCCUCCUCGACUCCGAAGGGCACCUGCUACUAACGGACUUUGGACUCUCGAAAGUCGCCGUCAACGACGCCGACACGUGCAGCUCCAUGCUCGGCACCGCCGAAUACAUGGCCCCGGAAGUGAUCCAAGGGCGCGACUACGGCAUGGCCGUCGACUGGUGGUCGCUGGGGGCGCUGGGCUUCGACCUGCUGACGGGCGCGCCGCCCUUCUCGGCCGCCAACACGGCAAAACUGCACGACAAGAUUGUGCGGCAGAAGCUGCAGCUGCCGUACUUCCUCUCCCCGGACGCAAAGGACUUGCUCACGCGCCUGCUGCGCAAGGAACCCGCCAAGCGCCUCGGCGGCAACAUGCCCAAGGACCUGGCUACCAUCAAGGCGCACCGCUUCUUCCGCGGCAUUGACUGGAAGGCCCUCGCGAAAAGGGACGUGGAGCCCCCGAUUAUCCCCCUGAUUACGGACCCCGAGCUAGCCGAGAACUUCUCCAAGGAGUUUACGGAGCUGGCGACGAGCCCCGUCGUCGGGGCUAGGAUGGGGAUGGGGAUGGGGAUGGUGGCGCCACCGCCGGCUUUUGGGCUGGGUAUGAGUGUUGGUGGGGGUGUUGGUAGCGGUGGUGCGAUGGGGGCGGGUAAUGGUAAUGGUGCCGUGCCCCGCGAGGAGCAGGAUCCGUUUGGCGGGUUUAGCUUCGUGGCUAGUAGCAGCCUGUUGGAGUGUGGCGACGGGGCCGUCUUUUGACUCGUUGGUGUUGCUGUUAUUGCGACGGAUGACGCGCCUCCUCUGGGUUGGGGGCGUCGUGGUGUUGGUGGCUGCAGGGGGGAGGGAGGUGAUUUUUUCAUUUUUCAUUUUUUUGUACGACUUGGUCAUUGCUUGCUUGCUUGCUUGCUUGCUUGCUUGCUUGCUUGGGCUGGAUGGAUGCAUGCAUGGGUGGGUAUACGGACACAGACAGAC
Molecule: messenger RNA, 2302 nt
Organism: Aplosporella prunicola CBS 121167
Lineage: Eukaryota; Fungi; Ascomycota; Dothideomycetes; Botryosphaeriales; Aplosporellaceae
Exons: 2
Coding region: 125-2089 (654 amino acids)
Biological process (GO): protein phosphorylation
Molecular function (GO): protein serine/threonine kinase activity; ATP binding
Source: RefSeq, a predicted model, not a curated record